GUAGGAUCAGUGUCCCACAACGUACAUGCAACCAUGGACAUAGAUUGACGCCGCAUCGAGCGCUGAGCCGUACGUCAACGUCCCCGCCAUAUUUGAUGUGUCAAGGCUGCGCUGUAAAUGAAUACAAGUAAACCCUUGACACAUCCAAUAUGGCGGCGACGGUGACAUAUCACUGCAGUGGACAAACCCACUCGAUGCUGCGUCUAUCCACUCAACCCUGUUACCCUCACAUUUUUAGCAGUAGAUGAAGAAAACUAUCACAUGACAUAAAGGAGCAGUUUGCCAAUGGCACGAGCAGACCAGAGCAGUGAAGUAUCCUUCCAGGUAGCCAGCCAGGAAGAAGGUCGUCUCGUCUUCCUGUUUGCCACCACCACAACCAGCACAAAUUUCCAAGAUUCCCCAUCCAGAUCUCAAAAUGUCCCUGAAGCUCCCACUAUUUGGGAAGACGUUCAGUCCGAAGAAGAUUCCUCCAAGGAAAUCAGCAUCGUUGUCAAGUCUUCAUACAUUAGACCGUUCCACACGGGAAAUUGAGCUGGGCCUUGAGUAUGGACCGCCUAUAAUGAACGUUGGAGGACAUACAUUGAAAUUUGAAGAUGGACAGUGGAUAACAGAAUCCGGUGGAAAUGUAUCUGUGAGGGAAGUGGAGCGGCUCAAGAAAAGAAAUAUACAGCUAGAGGAGGAGAACAAUGUUCUAAAAUUAAAGAUUGAAAUUCUUCUUGACAUGCUGACACAGUCCACAGUAGAUUACCACCUGAUGGAGAAAGAAGUGCAGGAGAUAACGCCUCUGCAUUGAAGAAAGGACAAAUAUGAAAUGAUGUCUUCCUCAUAGGAAUUUUUAAGUGGAAUUAUGUUUUGUAUUUUAAAUAUUACCUUUGGUUUUGUGCAUUGUAAUGAUGUCCAAAUGUUAUUGAUCAUGAACACUUUUAAGCAAAAUCAUGCUUUGUUAACUACAAUGAACUGGUCCAUAGAUUUUUUUUUAAUAAAUUGCCUUAUUUUUUUAUUACCUCAUGUAUAUUAAAUAGUAUCUGUAUUGCAAACAGUUCUCUUCACAUUAAAGUGGAAUCCC
Molecule: messenger RNA, 1066 nt
Organism: Dunckerocampus dactyliophorus (ringed pipefish)
Lineage: Eukaryota; Metazoa; Chordata; Actinopteri; Syngnathiformes; Syngnathidae
Gene: cby1
Product: chibby homolog 1 (Drosophila)
Exons: 7
Coding region: 416-793 (125 amino acids)
Source: RefSeq, a predicted model, not a curated record